Nylanderia fulva is the source of this 546-nucleotide messenger RNA. The record is from RefSeq and is a predicted model, not a curated record. Lineage: Eukaryota; Metazoa; Arthropoda; Insecta; Hymenoptera; Formicidae.
AUACAUGGGGACGCUGCCUAUCCAGGACAAGGAGUUAACCAAGAAUGCUUGACUUUGAGCAGAACACCACAUUUUGAAAUUGGUGGUGCAAUUCAUUUGGUAAUUAACAAUCAGUUAGGUUUUACAACUCCAUCUUCGAGAAGUCGAUCAUCAAGAUAUUGUACGGAUUUAGCAAAAAGUAUAUCUGCACCUAUAAUUCAUGUGAAUGGCGAUCACCCUGAGAUGAUUGUACGGGCUAUAAGAAUAGCCUUUAAAUAUCAAAGACAGUUUAGGAGAGAUGUUUUUGUUGAUCUAAAUUGUUUUAGAAGAUGGGGUCACAAUGAAUUGGACGAUCCCGUGAUCACUAAUCCUCUUGUGUAUAAAAUCAUACAGAAUCGAACACAAUGCAACCGUAGAUUGUGUCUUGGUGACCCGCGAUUAAUGCUCCGAAAACUUCAAACACAAGAAGCCCGUAAUAAAUUUGCGGUCUCCAGUCCAAUCUAAAUCAGUAUAACCGACUAGAAUUAUGUUAUUUCUGUAAUAAAACAAAGAUUAAUAUAUCGUGAA